Molecule: messenger RNA, 5030 nt
Organism: Morone saxatilis (striped sea-bass)
Lineage: Eukaryota; Metazoa; Chordata; Actinopteri; Moronidae
Biological process (GO): negative regulation of DNA-templated transcription
Source: RefSeq, a predicted model, not a curated record
GGAGCCCCAGGGGCCCCUAGUCCGGCUCCCCACCCUGAAGACAAGCAAGAGCCUUAAAAUACAUUACUGGAGGCCUGUCGCUGAGGCGCUUCUACAGGGCGUUCGGAGGAGCGGGCGGUGUUCGCGGGCGGAUACGGGGGCUUCUCUGAUUAUAUGAAAAGUUAACUUGGCUCCCGAGCGGGGCGCGUGGGGGGGUUGACAUCGUAGAGGACGGGCUCCUCUGCCAUGGGCUCGUUAUAGAGCGCCUGCCAGAUGCGUGUCGAACGGUGCCGAGCGGUGUGGACAGUUGAGUGACAUGUCCCGCUUCAACGCUACGACACAGUGAGGGAAAGAAGGAGGGACGGUAGCCACGAGUGAAGCAGCGGCCAGGCCAGUGAUGGAAGAGAAAGACACGGGGGGAAGCGAGCCCGUGGACCUCCGGUGUGCCGAGCAGGCUGAGCUGCUCUCAUUAAUAAUAAGCGGGGAGGAGGAAGCGACGCAAGAGGAGAGUGACUUGGGAGAGGAGGACGGCCUCGCCAAUGGCCACGGUGAGGAGGAAUCAGAGGCCGGCAUGGUCACACCUGUCAGGUCUCCAGGCACCAGCUACUGGAGCAUCACAGAGGGCCCGGACCACCCGCUCCUCCUCUCCCCAGCCCCUGGACCCUCCGGACGUAAACCCAGGGUCCAGAGGGCCUCGCGUCCCGGCCUGAGCCGCAUCCCUGGCCGUGACCACCGUCGCUAUUACCAUGAGUACUGGCGCAGCGAGUACCUGAUGGACUUUGACCCCCAGCGGCACGGGAUGAUCUGCAUGGUGUGCGGCAGCUCGCUGGCCACCCUGAAGCUCAGCACCAUCAAGAGGCACAUCCGACAGAAGCACCCCGACUCCCUGCUGUGGAGCACCGCAGACAAGGAGGUCAUCCGCUCGGGGUGGGAGAGCCACCUGAGCCUGGGGGGAGGUCAGAGGUCAUACAGUUCUGCUGCUGGGCCCUCACCUAAGAAAGAAGAAGAGCAGCUGGACUCAGACCAGCAUGCUGUCGAAGAGUCAGAAAACUCAAUCAAAUCAGAGCCCAACACCAAAGAUGGCGGGGUGGACCUCUUUGCUCAGGAUGUGGAGGCCAUCCAGAUCAACGCUGACUUGUACCCAGAAGGUGACGGCACUUUAACUCAGGACACCUGUCUUAUCGGUGAGGAUGGCGGUGUCGGAGUUCCGCAGCAGGGACCCCAGCCCCUCCGCCAGCCCAGGAAGAGGCGGCUGCGUGGGGGUGACCCCUGGCGACUCCGUCUCGACUACCUGGUGGCCUACGGGCCCCAGGGCCGGGGGACGUUCUGCAUGGUGUGUUCUCAGGUGCUGCACGAAUCCAAGGUCAGCAGCUUCCGACGCCACAUCCAGGAAUGUCACCCCGAGACCACAACACUGAGCCGACAAGAAAGGGAAGCCAUGGCAGCCGCCUGGACCAAAGAUUAUUCUAGUGAAGGCACACACAUUCAAGAUGCAGAAAUAAACUCGAGCGGAGAGGAUGUGCUAAACACCACAGGAGAGACGAAAGAGGACGCCUCCCCCGAUGUCAGAUCACCCAGCAAAAUGGUGAAGAAGGAAGAGGGCGUGAGCGGGAGCAAGGGUAAAGCAAGGGAAGGCGCCGCUGCAGCCACGCCCUCUCGUCACGGCCAUUACCCCGGGAAGGACCAGAGGAGGAACUACCAGGUGCGCUGGCGGAUGGAGUACCUGAUGGAUUACGACUGCCGCAGACACGGGCUAAUCUGCAUGGUGUGCGGAGCCACCCUGGCCACGCUGAAGGUCAGCACCAUCAAGAGGCACAUCCAGCAGGUACACCCACACUCUCUGGACUACAGUGCGGAGGAGAAGCAGCAGGCCCUGCUGAGCUACAACCAGACCGCGCUGCACUUCAUCCACUCCGAUGACUGCUUCUCCUCCCAGGACCACGGACACACCGAGCUGGCUCCAGCUGCAGCUCCAGCACACUUUGGCACUUAGAAAGGGCUUCCGUCCGUUGCUCCUCACACGGCCCCUGUUCAGAAACAGCCCUCCGCCCGCUUUCUUAAAGGGAAAUUCAAGUAGGUAUCAAACAAAGUCCCUUGUCCCCUCUGACCUUAUUCUUGCUAGAGUGGAAAUUUCUCAAAUCUCUACAAUACAGGUGCUGAGUAAAAUGUUAUUUCGAGCUGUUGUCGUAAUUAGGGCUGCACAUUUCAUCUAAAUAUUAUCAAAAUCGCAAUAUGGCCAAGUGCAAUAUCCAAAAAGCAGAAACUGUGGCAAACAGGAUUAUAAUGAAGUACUGCAGAGAUGUCCUGCAGAGAUGUCCUUUCGUACAUACCUCAACAGAUGUCACAUCAUCAUGGUUUGAAUACUUUUUUCAGUGAAAUUAAAAUUAUGUUUCAAAAAUGUUCACUCGUGAAUUGCAAUAUUGUUUAAAAUUAUCCCAAUAUGAUUUUGUUUACCAUGUCGUGUGCAGCCCUAGUCAUAAUGGACAAAAAGAAUGAGACCCAUUUUACAAAUACUGGAAUUUCCCCUUUAAAUCUGGAUCUGAGAGUACUGCUGUGGCAGGAAGCAGAGUAAAUGUCAUAGCCUAAAAAAUGAAAGUCCAGCCACUCAUUUGAAAGUAAAGCCUCAUCUGCACUGGGUCUGUGUCACCUGAGGACCUGGUGAGAUUCAGGAAAUGCGUUCACGUUUAUAGGGAUGCACAAAAUCUGCAUUUUGCUUAGAUUUACUAAAAAAAAAAAUUUUAUUAGGGCUAAAUCAAAUCAGCAUUGUGAUAGUGACAUUUGGCUAGUGCUAGCAUGUUCACGGCUAGCUAGCAUGUUAGCAGAUAAUCCACCAGGUACAGUAGCUCGCCAUCUAGCCUCGCAAGUAUUGGCUCGCUGAGGCCUCAUUAAUCUGCAUGGUGCUUUUGUGUAGAGUUCAACUGUGCUGGACUUUAACAAUCGAAUUUAUGCUAUAGAGCAACAGCAAACUGUGACUCAAGUGUUUACUUAUUGUCUAGUUAGCAAGCUCGCUAAUUGGCAGUUAUCAAGCCAGCUAGCUUGAUAAACUAGCAUGUUCCCAGCUACCUGAUAAGUUAGCUUGCCAGAGAGAACAACGAGAACUAGCCCUGCAAGAAGUCACUACAACGUCACCAAGCUUUUAGUGUUACCUAUUUAGCAAAGACACAAAUUAAUUUUGAAUUCGCACUUUCUAUCGUGCCAUGUUGAACCACCAUGUUUCUACAGAAUGGACAACCCAAACACUGGCUGCAGAUAGGGCCUUUUAACAUUUUUCAUACACACCCAUGCUCAGAAGGUGAGUGGUAUUCAGUUAGUUUCACCACUAGAUGCCACUAAAUCCUAUGCACUGGUCCUUUAACUCUCAGGUCCAGGAGGGGGCCCAGGGCUUGUUUCUGGUCGGGGCCAGAGUCUUACGCUCUCAGGAAGUUAGAAACAGAGUCUUCGGCGAGGCCGAGGUGAGUUAGUUUUAUGAUAAUGUGUCUGAAGACAAUGCAGCACUUUGUCCCCAAAAAUGUACUAAACCCCAGCGUUCCUUCUGUACAGCCAAUUGAAUGAGACUGUGUUUGAUGUUAUUGCUGAAGACAAUGAAUGCCAGCGUGCAGUCUAUUUAAUUCUUUGUUUACAGUGGAGGAGAAGGACGCCAUCCUCUCUCUCAUCCAUUAUAAUGAGAUAUGUUAUCUCUCUGUCAGUUUCCAUCGUUACUACACCGGCCUGCAUCCUUUUCAUCCUCUACAACUCAUUUUAGGUAAAACUGCACAAAAAGAAUAUGUAAAUAUAUGAAAAAAAAGAAUUAUUUUUCCUUUAUACAAGCACUUUUAUGCACCCUGGUUUCUACAAAAUGUGUUUGUAAUUAUGUCCAGUUUUUCUACUUCAGAGAAGAUUUCAGCAAUGAUGAUCUUACACGGCUGGAGAGCGGCUUGUUGGACGUUUGCUUUGAGAAGUUUGCUCCAGUCUCGGUACUGUUUCAUUUCUCCAUUCACUGUACAGAGUGUGUGCAACAAAAGAAGUUGAAGAAAAACUUGCAGCUGUCUAAGAAAGAAAAGUCUGCCAUAAAAUGUCACUUCUUCACCGGGAAAAUGUAACUCAGGGAUUCUGUUUUCAUCAGCAACCAUUUCAUCAGUGAUCUUGGCUGUUGACAUUUGAAGAUACUGGAUACGUGUCAGCUGUGGUUGUAUAGGUGAUGCUAUAAAUACGACAGAGUAUUAGGGCCACUGUUGAAGCAAAAACAAACAAAAAACUUUUUUGAGAUUUUGUUCAAAUAUUUUGUAAAUUAUAAUAUUACAAUUAGGUUGUAAUUUUCAGGUGUAGCCAUAAUAUAUGUAAAAAGUCAGUAUUUCAGUGUUGAUUCUCAAAUAAAGUUGUGAUUUGGAAAAAAAGCUAAUAUUUUGAGAAAAAAAGUAAUAUAUGAAGGAAAUGGUCAUGCUAGAGUGCAAGUGGAAUUUUGAGGAAAAAGAUCAAUACGAGAAAAAGUGGAAUACAAAAUACGGAAUUAACAUAUUUAUAUUUAAUUUAUUAUUUUGACAUAAAGUUGUCAUUUUAGAGGAAAGAAGAAAAACUAAAACAUGCACAUAUAAUUUUAUCGACGGAAUCCACUUUUUAGGUGGUAACGGCUACAGUGCAUGCCGCAAAAAAUUCCAAAAACAAAACCCCAGUGUCCCUAUUACUCUGUUGUACAUUGACAGAAUUUGCUCAGUUGAAGCUUUUGAUACUGAUGUAACAGUGAAGGACAAGCAGCACUGUGACAGCACAGAAACGGUGUCAUAUUCCCACUUUAUUGGUUCACUUCGGCUAAGAAUAGGCCCCCACAUCGCUCUAGAAGAGUUCUGACAUAGCACUUAAUUAUUUAAAAUGAAGUAAGUUACAGUGAAACGAAUGAUAAAACAUUUGCUUCUGUGUGUGUGUGUGUAUGUGUGUGUUUGUACUGUGUAUGAUGGUGUGGGGAGAGACCUGCUCCUCAUUUUUCUUCACUUUCACCUUUCAUCUGUACAUGGCCAACAUGUGACAUAUGUAUUCUCUCCUCCAUGAUCUUUGAAUAAAUACUCAACACCAUGAAA